UUCCUGUUCCAGAUGAGCUGCACGACCCGCUUCCUCUAAACUCCAGUUACACAAUCAAGAUUUUUAUUUCAAUACUUGUGUAAAAUACUGGUCACUCGACAAGUUCAAAAAAUAAUAAAAAUAUAAUUAUGCAGGAGGUGGAAAUAUUUUAUGUGACACGCAGUUCCUCUAAUAGUUUAUUUAAACUGAAUUAAAUUGAACUACUAAAGAAGAAACUGUUAUAAACCCCAAAUCUGAUGAAAUACAACCGGGUUUUAUAAAUCUAUUCAAAGCUGCGUUUCCAAAAGUUCUAGACUUCAGGAUUUGAUCGUGGAGGUCAAAGGUCACAGUGACAUCACAAAACCCUUCAUUGUCCCUGACUCAGGAAUUCAUCUGCUUGUUCUGACUUUUUCACACGCGUGACCAACGACGACGAAACGACGAGGCCUUUAAACAGCGGCCCGUGGCCGGUUGUCAUGGAGACGGCUCAGGCUUAAGAACGGCACGCGCCGUUCACAACAGGUGGAUUGGUUUUACCGGCGGAGGACUCCGCCCCCUCCGGGUAGGAGCGACUCGGCUGAACUCCAUCAGCUCUGAUUGAGUCCAAUCAGAGCCGCUCCAGUGAAGUGAGGGCGAGCGCUUCCCCCUCCCCCCCCCGAGGAACCCCGUCCAGCGAUGAGCUUCCAGCUGAGGACCAAGGCGCGCCUCUCCGAGCUGCACUGCUGCGUGGGCCUGACGGACUGGGACAUGGACAAGGAGCUGAAGCUGGCCACCACCACCGACCAGUUCCACCACGAUGACAAGCUGGUGGACCAAUACGUGGUGCAGAGGCCUUCUGCCCGAGCCCCCAGGAGGAAGGAUGAAUUCAUCUGGUACGACAAGACGUCAGACUCCUUCGUGAAGCCCAACCUGUGGCUGCUGGUGAACCCCAGCAUCGCCUGUCCCGUCCGCCACCGGGACAACGUAGCCCGCGGGCCCCGGGGGGGCCCCCCGCCCGUCCUCCAGGAGGACCACACGAUCAAAGGUGAAGACGUCUCCAGUCGACCAGUGAAGAACAGACGAAAGGGAAGAACCCCGACGUCCCGCGACAGUAAGACCCUGAAGCCGGGCUGCUGGCCCCGCCCACCCGUCAACUACUGCAUCCUCAUCGCCUUGGCGCUGAAGAGCAGCCACACGGGCGGCCUGAAGGUGCAGCAGAUUUACAACUUCACCAGGGAGCACUUCCCCUUCUUCCAGACGGCUCCGGACGGCUGGAAGAACACCAUCCGGCACAACCUGUGCUUCAACAGCAGCUUCCGCAAGACCUGCAACCAGCUGUGCCGGGACGGCAAGAGGAAGUCGUGCUUCUGGCACCUGACGCUGGACGGCCAGCGGCGGCUGAGGGACGAGAUCCGCGCGCUGACGGGGGACUCGUCCCGCCAGCUGGAGCGCAGCAUGUCCCGCCCAGAUGUGAUUCAGAGUUUAUUCACCGUUUGACUGCAUGUUGAAAACAAAGUUAAUGCAUAAUUAAACUUUUCUGUUACGCUGAAUAUUAUUUCUGUAACAUUUCUUGUUAAAUGUUUGAUUUACUCACUUCAUUGUUUAAAGUUCCCUAAAUAAACACACUUGUUCAUGUUUAA
This is a messenger RNA of Gasterosteus aculeatus aculeatus (three-spined stickleback), 1598 nucleotides long. NCBI's taxonomy places the organism in Eukaryota, Metazoa, Chordata, Actinopteri, Perciformes, Gasterosteidae. The record is from RefSeq and is a predicted model, not a curated record.